Messenger RNA from Drosophila willistoni, 874 nucleotides. It is a transcript of the gene mRpS11, whose product is annotated as 28S ribosomal protein S11, mitochondrial. The transcript has 5 exons. Gene Ontology annotation, cellular component: ribosome; mitochondrial small ribosomal subunit. Gene Ontology annotation, biological process: maturation of SSU-rRNA from tricistronic rRNA transcript (SSU-rRNA, 5.8S rRNA, LSU-rRNA); ribosomal small subunit assembly; translation. The coding region runs from base 117 to 731 and encodes 204 amino acids. The record is from RefSeq and is a predicted model, not a curated record. Lineage: Eukaryota; Metazoa; Arthropoda; Insecta; Diptera; Drosophilidae. Gene Ontology annotation, molecular function: small ribosomal subunit rRNA binding; structural constituent of ribosome; mRNA 5'-UTR binding.
AAAACGUUGUGUGGCAACACUGCGGUUACGUAUUUAAGAAUACGGAUGGAAUAAAAUUUAUUAAUUUUGGCCGGUUAUCAUCUGUGAAAGUCCCUUUAAAGCACCCUAUUUACAUUAUGUGGUGGCUAAGACAAGUUCCUAGACUUAACUCAGCAACUGCUGGGGUGACGGUUGCAGAUGUCUCCAAACGAUUGGUUUCUGCUUUCCACACAAGUUCUUAUCGCGGCAAGGCGGAGGAUCGUAAGGAAAUGUUGGCCUCCUUGCCAGCCAAAGACGAAGGCACAGUUGGCGAGAAAUCGGUGGAUAUUGACACACUGAUCAACAGAAAGGCAAAAUUCUUUCCCGACGCUAGUACCUCCAGUGAACUUUUCAAUGGCAUUCCAUUCAGUGAACUGCCCAUUUGCAAUAUUCGAGUAUCCUCAAACAAUACCAUCAUUUCCGUGACCGAUUACAAAGGAGUGCCUAGACUUAUUCGCUCAUGUGGCAUUGAAGGAUUUAAAAAUACAAGGAAGGGAACAAAUAUUGCUGCUCAAGCAACUGCUGUUAGUAUAAGCAAUAAAGCCAUUGAACUGGGUUGGAAAACAAUACGUGUGAAGGUUCGUGGCCUUGGACCUGGAAGAAUGUCGGCCAUUAAGGGAUUACAAAUGGGUGGAUUGAAUAUUGUUUCAAUUACGGACAAUACUCCAGUGUCCUGGAAUCCGCCUCGUCCACGAAAACAAAGAAGUUUGUAAGAUAUGGUUGGAACAAUUAGUUUUGAGAUGUUUUUAAAAAAUAUAAAUGUUAAUUACAUUGUUAAUUACAAAACAAACUUAAUGUUUUUCAAAAUCAAUACAUUUUAUUUGAUCGUUCUUAUUUAGAUAUUUGGAAAAGUGUA